Lotus japonicus is the source of this 866-nucleotide messenger RNA. RefSeq lists its product as uncharacterized. Bases 59 to 721 code for a protein of 220 amino acids. The record is from RefSeq and is a predicted model, not a curated record. NCBI's taxonomy places the organism in Eukaryota, Viridiplantae, Streptophyta, Magnoliopsida, Fabales, Fabaceae. The transcript has 4 exons.
UUAACCACGAACCAUUCAGCCCGAUCCGAUCGACUAAUCCGGUCCGGUUUUUUAAACCAUGUUUAGCCCGAAUUAUAUGGUGUACAUAAUUGUUUCCAUCUCAGAGUGGGGCAAUAAAGGAACCUUCGUGGGAAAAAUGACCCACUGUUGCUCUCUUGUAAAUCUUCAGCUUCCAGUUCCACCCUUGAUUGGAAACAGUUUCCCACAAUUUUCCCACAACCGCAAAUCUUCUUCUUCCUUAAAUCGAUUCCCCAAGUUCCAGCCUUGUCGAAUUUCCCGAUCAACCCAAGCCACAUCAUCAGCGCCGCCCAUGGAAGUUGAACGAAGUGAUGAUUCCACAGAAUCAUCCUCGGCAAUGAAGCUCUUGUUUGUCGAGAUGGGUGUCGGCUAUGAUCAACAUGGCCAGAAUAUAACUGCUGCAGCAAUGAGAGCGUGCAGGGAUGCCAUUUCUUCUAAUUCAAUCCCUGCUUUCCGGAGAGGUUCAAUUCCUGGGGUCAGUUUUGAGCAGAUGAAAUUGCAGAUCAAGCUAGGGGUUCCUCAUUCUCUCCAGAAAUCUUUGGAUAUUGAGAAAGUCAAGUCUGUAUUUCCCUAUGGAAAAAUAUUGAAUGUUGAUAUUGUGGAUGGUGGUCUGAUAUGCUCAAGUGGAGUGCAUGUAGAAGAGAUGGGUGACAAGAAUGAUGAUUGCUACAUUGUGAAUGCUGCUGUUUAUGUGGGUUAUUAACUUUCAGCUUCUACAGAGCUUUGUUCAGUUUAGUCUCCUGUUAUUGGACUUUCACUUCUGAUAUUAAUAAUUGAUGGAAUCUGCUGUAUAAUAAUGUAGAACAUUGUACAUUUCAAUAUUCUAUUUCACAGUUCUUGUAGGGUCA